CACCCAAAAGUCGCGGAUUGUGAUAUGGUGCGCAACACGUUACCGAUUUAUAUUGUCCAUGGGAUUUCCAACCCCCGAUUCGCGACUAAUUAAUUCAUCAUCUAUCUUCCUUGAUCUGGCCCAAAGUCUUAUCGUUCGUUCAAUGAGACGAUGGACCCUCCACCCACAGAAUGGUUCUACCGCAGCCUCGCCGCCCGCGAAGGAGCGGACUCGGCGAGCGAAGCUGAGAAAUUCCGACUCAAAGUGGAAGAUGUCGUCCGGGACUUUCGCGCCGACAUUGUUCGCGAAAAGGAAAUGGAGCUUCGAGGACGGGGUGCGAAAUGGGCGUUGGCGGCUGCGAUUUGGAGAUUGGAGCAUCCGCCAGUUCGGAGAUGGUGGGCUUGUCCUGAGGAAGAUUUUGAUGCGAUGAAGAAGGGCGAUUUGUUUGAGGGAGUCGGGCUUGAGGAGUGGUGGAGGGGUCUGGAGGCGCUCUGGAAGGAGAGAUAUAGAGCAUUUCAUGGGGAGGACUUGCCGGAGGGAAAGAUGGUUUUCGAGGAGGUUUGUCGUGAGGCGCGAUCUCAAGCGGAGAUGACAAGGGCGAUCAGUCCCCAUGUCAGGCGCUCGCUUUGGGCAAGAGUGGACGCGGCUUCGAGGCUGCAGGCCGAGAGAUUAUUGGAGGCAUUGAAGGUUCUGAGUCGGAGACCUUUCCGAUUCUUGGAUUUACCCGUUGAUCUCCGGAGGUGUGUAUACGAUUAUGUCGACCUUGAAUGGAAAAUUGAGUCCUCACGGCAAAGGUCCAAGCUAAGUGCUGCGCCGGCUCUGCUUCAUUGCUGCAGGACCAUCCGCGAUGAACUCCUUCCCAUGAUGACGCUUCGAAUGAACCUCGAUCUGUGGCCGGAUGAGGACUUCGCGGACAAAUUGUUGGAGUUCUAUCGUGCGUCUGGCGGAGCGGCUUUUGCGAGACCUCUCAAGAGGGUGCAAGUGUCCUUUUCGUCGCGGCGCCCGGGAAUAAGUCACGAUGUCAUAUUUUCUCUGAACGACGGACGACUGAAACACACGAGCGGUAUGUAUCAGUUUCGGAAGAGGAUCCGCGACCUUCCUGGAGGAAUCGUACUGGAGUUGGCAAAGCUGGUUGGAAUUGCAGAAGCUAGGCGAGAGAAGGAGAACUUGCAGGGCGAGAUCUUGAUUUUGGCCGUCGUAGAGCAUUUCACGCGUUUCGAUUACCUUUUGCAGCCGGAACAUCCGCAGAUGAGGCAAGUACUUUGGGAUUGGCAGCACGCGCCGUAGGCUUGAGGAUAGAAGGUCUAGGCUGUGACUCACUUGUUUUGUGGUUGAAUGAGAUGUUGAUCAGACCAGGUUAUGAAACGAUGGUUGCCGCGAC
Molecule: messenger RNA, 1360 nt
Organism: Dissoconium aciculare CBS 342.82
Lineage: Eukaryota; Fungi; Ascomycota; Dothideomycetes; Mycosphaerellales; Dissoconiaceae
Exons: 1
Coding region: 151-1266 (371 amino acids)
Source: RefSeq, a predicted model, not a curated record